CACUGCUUUUUUUUGAGUACAGAAUUCACUCUUGAAUCCUGCCACAGGCAUCGACAGACAUGGGAGGAAUCUCGCCACCUAUUUUUUUAAGUAUCCUAGUCUUUUAUUUUGUACAGGUCUCGCAUUGUGAAAAUGUGUUUCUGGACAGCAAAACAGCGUCGUCGGUUUUGAAACGCUCCCGGCGGGCAAAUGGGUAUUUCGAAGAGACAAGGAGAGGGAAUCUAGAGAGGGAAUGUUUGGAGGAAAUCUGCAGCCGUGAAGAGGCAAGAGAGGUCUUUGAAGACAAUGGGAAGACCGAUGAAUUCUGGAAAAGAUACUUGGCAUGUGAAGGCAACCAGGGUAGUAGAAACCAGCAGAACCUACCUCCGCUGAGGACUUGUUUGGAUGGUGAAUGUGUGAUGGGAAUUGGUGAAAACUACAGAGGCAAUAUUUCUGUCACUGAGUCUGGAAGAGACUGCCAAUACUGGACAAGCAACUUUCCUCACAGAAUUACCGAGUUUAACGUAACAGAGAUGCCUGAAAAGAAUCUCGCUGAGAACUACUGCAGGAAUCCGGACUCCUCCCCGAAAGGACCCUGGUGCUUCACCCGAGACCCGCUGGAGAGACGCGAGGAAUGUAUCGUACCUAUAUGUGGUGAGCCCCUCAAAUCGGCACCUACCGCCAGUGCGAAACCGGUGUACGAUCAGAAGGACUGCAUGCACGACUACGGUCUGGAAUACAGCGGCACCAUUUCUGUCUCUGCAAGCAACAUGCAGUGCCUGAAAUGGAACUCUCCCAAGGCCAUCAAGCUUAGCAAAGGCAAGACAUUUUCACCCGAGGUGAAGCUGGUGGAAAACCAUUGCCGCAAUCCAGACGGAGACCUGGAGGGUCCUUGGUGUUACGUGGACCACCCAAACAUUACAUUUGACUACUGCAACAUCAAACUGUGCGAUGACCCACUGGACGCGUUUGAGGACGAGGAUUCGCUCUCUGGUCGCACGGUUUUACAAGGCCCGCGUACAUCCUUCUUCAGCCUGAAAAGUUUUGGCAAAGGCGAAGAUGAAUGUGGAGUCAGGCCCAAGUUUGAGCAGAUAAAGGUGAAGGAUCAGAACGAGCAGGAACUGACUGAUUCCUACGCAGCGAGUCGGAUUGUGAAGGGGGUCAACGCUGAGGAGGGCAGUGCACCCUGGCAGGUAAUGCUGUACCGGAAAGCCCCACAGGAGCUGCUCUGUGGAGCCAGUCUCAUAAGUGACCAGUGGAUACUGACGGCUGCCCACUGCAUUCUCUACCCACCCUGGAACAAAAACUUCACAGCAAAUGACAUCUUAGUCAGAGUGGGCAAACACUACCGCGCCAAGUUUGAAAAACAAACUGAAAAAAUUGUUGCUCUGGAUGAAAUUAUCCUCCACCCCAAAUAUAACUGGAAAGAGAACUUGGACAGAGAUAUUGCUCUCUUGCACCUGAGAAAACCACUGACCUUCACAGAGAACAUCGUGCCCAUCUGUUUGCCCACUAAGAAAGUUGCUAAGACGCUGAUGUUUGCCGGGUUCAAGGGGCGUGUGACGGGAUGGGGAAACCUGUAUGAGACGUGGACAAGCUCUCCCCAAUCUCUACCGCAGGUCCUGCAACAGAUUCACCUGCCCAUUGUUCAGCAGGAGACCUGUCGCGACUCCACCAAGAUCAGAGUGACUGACAAUAUGUUCUGUGCAGGAUUCAGCCCAGAAGAUUCUAUAAGUGGAGAUUCCUGUGAGGGUGACAGUGGGGGUCCAUUUGUCAUGAAGAACCCGGAAGAUGACCGCUGGUACCAGAUUGGAAUUGUGUCUUGGGGAGAAGGCUGCGAUCGUAGCGGCAAAUACGGAUUUUACACUCACCUUUUCCGUAUGCGAAAAUGGAUGCUGAAAACCAUAGCGGAUGGAGAAACCGAAUCGUGAAAGUUUAAAGAAUACACCAUUUUGGCCUUUUUUUUCUCGCAGUUCUUUGUGUGUAGUAAUAAAAAAAUUAAAAAAUAA
This is a messenger RNA of Acipenser ruthenus (sterlet), 1988 nucleotides long. RefSeq names its product prothrombin-like. NCBI's taxonomy places the organism in Eukaryota, Metazoa, Chordata, Actinopteri, Acipenseriformes, Acipenseridae. Gene Ontology annotation, cellular component: extracellular region. Bases 60 to 1910 code for a protein of 616 amino acids. The record is from RefSeq and is a predicted model, not a curated record. Gene Ontology annotation, biological process: platelet activation; positive regulation of blood coagulation; proteolysis. Gene Ontology annotation, molecular function: serine-type endopeptidase activity; calcium ion binding. The transcript has 14 exons.